Nicotiana tabacum (common tobacco) is the source of this 1312-nucleotide messenger RNA. RefSeq names its product transcription termination factor MTEF1, chloroplastic. Gene Ontology annotation, biological process: regulation of DNA-templated transcription. The record is from RefSeq and is a predicted model, not a curated record. Gene Ontology annotation, molecular function: double-stranded DNA binding. NCBI's taxonomy places the organism in Eukaryota, Viridiplantae, Streptophyta, Magnoliopsida, Solanales, Solanaceae.
CUAAAAGUAUACGCGUGAGAUCAAAUCCGCUCAAUUUCGCAAACAAAGAAUUGGGCAGCAAUAGGGGAUAAGGAGAUUGGGCUAUAGAAGCAGAUACAUAACAAAACACAAACUCAAAAAACUCUGAAGUUUCCUCCUUAGAUAGAUUUCCAAUACAAAGCAUGCCAAUACAAUCCUUUCCUUUCCCCUUCAACUUCACUUCUGCUCCCGGAGAUGCUAACAUGGCUACAAAACCCUCCCAAAACCCUACUUCCCCUUCCCUCCCUCACCCCAAACCCCUCCCCUCCAUUCCCCAUCUGCUCCAUUUCUCCAAAACCCACAAAAACCUCUCUCAAAUCCCUUCACAUCCCCACCCACCCUACCCCAACUACAACUGACACUGGCCUCAAAUUCCGUGAAAAAAUACUUUAUCUUCAAGCACUCAAGAUCAACCCCACAAAAGUCCUUGAACUAAACCCUCAUCUUCGAUCAGCAACACUCGAUACAAUCAAAACCGUUGAAACUUGUCUUGCGUCUAUGGGCAUUGAGCGCUCGGCAAUUGGUCGAAUACUUGAUAUGCAUCCUCAGCUUUUAACAUCCGACCCUUAUAUAGACCUUUACCCGAUUUUUGAUUUCUUAUUAAACGACGUCGUUAUCCCCUUUAAUGACAUUCGUAAAUCUAUUAUACGUUGUCCAAGAAUCCUAGUUUGUAGUGUUGAGGAUCAAUUGAAACCCACAUUUGAAUUCCUGAAGGAAUUCGGGUUCGUGGGUCCCAAUCGGAUCACUUCUCAAACCACUGUGUUACUUGUUUCGAGUGUCGAGCUUACUUUGAAACCUAAGGUUGAUUACAUGUUGACUUUAGGGUUUAAACGCAACGACGUGGUGAAUAUGGUUUUGAGGUCACCUGGGUUGUUGACAUUUAGCAUUGACAAGAAUUUUAGGCCUAAAGUUGAGUACUUUUUGAAGGAAAUGAAUGGGGAUUUAGGGGAAUUGAAGAAGUUUCCGCAGUACUUUUCGUUUAGUCUUGAAGGGAAGAUUAAGCCUCGGCACAGGCUUUUGGUAGAGCAUGGGUUUUCGCUAUCCUUAUCUGAGAUGUUGAAGGUUAGUGAUGGGGAAUUCAAUGCGAGAUUGAUUGAAAUGCGAUUGCGCUUAUUGGAGGAUAAACAAUUGUAGCAGUAAGUGAACUCUUUCUAUCAAUAUAUGGUCGAUUUUUGUAUAUGUUGGAGAAUCAUUAGAUUGCUAAUACUAAAUGUUUAGGUACAUGUGUUAUGGUUCGAUGUGCAUUUUGCGUUAAAGUAAUGAUUUUUAUCCUUGAUAUGGUAUUCUAUGUUCA